AUGGCCCUUCGCCUCCGUCUCACCGUAGACUUCAACAAGGAUAUCGUUCCAAAGUUCUUCUGGUUCCUCCUCUCCCUCCGCUCCAAGGCCCUCGUCACCGCCGAGGACGCCCUCGUCCUCGAUCGCAACAUCAUCUUCAGCCAGGUCCCCAAGAAGAACAAGGACUCCAGCCUCACCCCCCUCAUCACCAACCUCGCGAAACACAUCCAGAAGCCGACCGAGGUCGCCCGUCCCCCCAGCGUCUCCGACCUCGCCCUCCGCUUCGCCACUGGAACCAUGUGGGGACGCUCCUUCGACGAUCCCUCAAAGAAAGUCUCUCUCGAUCUCGCCGAGUGCCGCAGCGUCGCCUACUUCGCCAUCGCCCGCGCCGACAUCGUCGAGAAAUACCGCCCCCGCCUCCUCAAGGCCCAUCCGAUCCUCCGCUACCUCCGCCGUCAGAUCCGCGACUUCAUUCGUCGCGAGGCCAACUCCCCCGACUGGGAUUUCAUCGACGGCUAUCGUGACGUCGACGUUCCCGAUGACUUCGACCCCGCGCCUUCCAAGACCGCCGCCGACAUGGACACGCGCCUCGCGUCCACGCAGUUCAUCGAGAAGAACUUCAACGCGCUCUACAAGUCCAUCGUCGGCAACCCCCUCCUCGCCAACAUCAUCAUCGCCGGCAACGAGCCCGUCGGCGCCCGCCAGCCCAUGCCCACCCAGAUCGCGGAGAUGACGAAGGCGUUCCUCGACCAUGUUCUCUAUAGUGCGUCCUACCUCUCAAAGCUUACGACUCCGGGUACGCGCCCCGAGUGGCCCAUCCAGUGGGACCACGACACGCAGAGCACCAUCCGCCUGCGCUUCCCGCCCGACCUCCAUCCCUUCCCCGCCGACCUCGUCAUCGCCGACGCGUCCUCGCAGGAUGCCUCCCCCUCCACGUCCGCCCCCGCCGUCUCCUCGUCGACCACUCGCCAGCGCAGGGCGACGCGGGCGACAGCCGCCGCAGACUCCGCGGGUGCCACAGGCAAGAGACCGACGGCGCGUCCUGCCGGACGAAUGGCCUCAACAGUCUCGGCCAAGGGCAAGGGCAAGGAGAAGGAGAAGGAGAUCAUUCCCGAGGAGGAGGAGGACUCCGACAGGCCGGUCACCCCCGACUUUGUCACCAACCCUCCUCCGCCCCGCCGCUCUCCGCCCCAGCGCCCUCCUUCCCCCCCUCCCGUCACUGAGCAGUCCGGCAAGCGACCCCGAGGCAAUACCAGCAGCUCCGUCGGCUCCAAUCCCGCCACCAAGCUCUCCCCUCGCGCUGCCAAACGCUUCCGCGAGAACACCUCGAUCAACAUCUCCGACGACGACGACGACGAUAACGACGGGCUCGUCCGCCCUGGCUCCCUCCUGACCUUCGUCCCCGGCAGCUCCCAGACUCUGCCGCCCGACUCUUCUCUCCCCUCCACCCAACCUGCGGCGAUGAGUCAGGGUCAGCUCACCCAACACCUGGGUGGGUACGGUGAGGACGAGUCUGCUCACAAUGACAACGCUGAGAAUGCUGACGACCGCGAGGACGGCGAGAUCGUCGACGACGGCGAGGUCAGUGAGGACGGCGAGGUCGGUGAGGACGGUGAGGACGGCGACGAGGAUGGCGAUGGGGACGACGACGACGACGAUGGGGAUGGUGAUGGGGAGGUCGACCCACUCGCCAUGGAUGUGCUCGAGAAGAGCGAGGGGGUCCAGCUCGACGGCUAG
This is a messenger RNA of Gloeophyllum trabeum ATCC 11539, 1716 nucleotides long. RefSeq lists its product as uncharacterized. The transcript is spliced from 3 exons. NCBI's taxonomy places the organism in Eukaryota, Fungi, Basidiomycota, Agaricomycetes, Gloeophyllales, Gloeophyllaceae. The record is from RefSeq and is a predicted model, not a curated record. The coding region runs from base 1 to 1716 and encodes 571 amino acids.